AGUCCCAAGGCCAGCAUGUCACUGCAGAGAAUCGUGCGUGUGUCCCUGGAGCAUCCCACUAGCGCCGUGUGUGUGGCUGGCGUGGAGACCCUCGUGGACAUUUAUGGGUCGGUACCUGAGGGCACAGAGAUGUUCGAGGUCUAUGGGACCCCCGGCGUGGAUAUCUACAUCUCUUCUAGUGUGGAGAGAGGCCGGGAGCGCGCGGACACAAGGCGGUGGCACUUUGAUACGGGGUUGGAGAUCAUCGUGGUCAUGAACUCACCCAGCAACGACCUCAAUGACAGUCAUGUUCAGAUUUCCUACCACUCCAGCCAUGAGCCCCUGCCCCUGGCCUAUGCGGUGCUCUACCUCACCUGUGUUGACAUCGCUCUGGAUUGUGAUCUGAACUGUGAGGGCAGGCAGAAUAGGAGCUUUGUGGACAAGCGGGAUUGGGUCUGGGGGCCCGGUGGGUAUGGAGCCAUCCUGCUGGUGAACUGCGACAGGGACAAUCUGAACUGUCAUGACCAGGACAACCGAGACCAGCAGGUGCGCUGCCUGCAAGACCUGGAAGACAUGUCCGUCAUGGUUCUGAGGACCCAAGGCCCUGCUGCCCUCUUCGAUGACCACAGACUCAUCCUCCACACUUCCAGCUAUGACGCCAAGUGGGCACGGGUCUUCCACGCCUGCGGUCCUGAAGACUCAUGCGAGGCCUACAGGCAUGUGCUGGGCCAGGACAAGGUGUCCUAUGAGGUGCCCCGCUUCCACGGGGACGAGGAACGCUUCUUUGUGGAGGGCCUCUCGUUCCCCGACGCCAGGUUCACGGGGCUCAUCUCCUUCCACGUCACCCUGCUGGAUGACUCCAAUGAGGAUUUCUCCGAGUCCCCGAUCUUCACCGACACCGUGGUAUUCCGCGUGGCGCCUUGGAUUAUGACGCCCAGCACCCUGCCGCCGCUGGAGGUGUACGUGUGCCGUGUGAGGAACAACACGUGUUUCGUGGACGCGGUGGCAGAGCUGGCCAGGAAGGCCAGCUGCACGCUGACCAUCUGCCCGCAGCACGAGAACCGCAAUGACCGCUGGAUCCAGGACGAGAUGGAGCUGGGCUAUGUUCAGGCACCACACAAGACCUUCCCGGUGGUCUUUGACUCCCCCAGGAACGGGGAGCUGCAGGACUUCCCUUACAAAAGAAUCCUGGGUCCAGAUUUCGGCUAUGUGACUCGGGAACCACUAGACAGCUCUGUGAGUGGCCUGGACUCCUUCGGGAACCUGGAGGUCAGCCCCCCAGUGGUGGCCAAUGGGAAACAGUACCCCUUGGGGAGGAUCCUCAUCGGGGGCAACCUGCCUGGGUCCAGCGGCCGUCGGGUCACCCAGGUGGUGCGGGACUUCCUCUAUGCACAGCGGGUGCAACCCCCCGUGGAGCUCUUUGUGGACUGGUUGGCUGUGGGCCACGUGGAUGAGUUUCUGAGCUUCGUCCCUGCCCCCGAUGAGAAGGGUUUCCGGAUGCUCCUGGCCAGCCCUAGCGCCUGCUUCAAGCUCUUCCAGGAAAAGCAGAAGUGGGGCCAUGGCGGGGCCCUCCUGUUCCAAGGGGUUGUUGGGGAUAAGCCGGUCAACACCAUCUCCAUCAACCAGGUCCUCUCCAAUGCAAACCUUAUCAGCUUCAAUAAGUUCGUGCAGAGCUGCAUCGACUGGAACCGGGAGGUACUGAAGCGGGAGCUGGGCCUGACAGAGCGGGACAUCAUCGACAUCCCCCAGCUCUUCAAGACUGAGAGGAGAAAGGCGGUGGCCUUCUUCCCUGACUUGGUGAACAUGCUGGUGCUGGGCAAGCACCUGGGCAUCCCCAAGCCCUUCGGACCCAUCAUCAACGGCCGCUGCUGCCUGGAGGAGAAGGUGCGCACCCUGCUCGAGCCGCUGGGCCUGCACUGCACCUUCAUCGACGACUUCACCCCGUACCACAUGCUGCACGGGGAGGUCCACUGCGGCACCAACGUGCGCCGGCAGCCCUUCUCCUUCAAGUGGUGGAAUAUGGUGCCCUGA
Molecule: messenger RNA, 2010 nt
Organism: Enhydra lutris kenyoni (northern sea otter)
Lineage: Eukaryota; Metazoa; Chordata; Mammalia; Carnivora; Mustelidae
Product: peptidyl arginine deiminase 3
Cellular component (GO): cytoplasm
Molecular function (GO): calcium ion binding; protein-arginine deiminase activity
Source: RefSeq, a predicted model, not a curated record